Molecule: messenger RNA, 2044 nt
Organism: Orussus abietinus
Lineage: Eukaryota; Metazoa; Arthropoda; Insecta; Hymenoptera; Orussidae
Product: fumarate hydratase, mitochondrial
Exons: 7
Coding region: 141-1664 (507 amino acids)
Biological process (GO): tricarboxylic acid cycle; malate metabolic process; fumarate metabolic process
Cellular component (GO): tricarboxylic acid cycle heteromeric enzyme complex; mitochondrion
Molecular function (GO): fumarate hydratase activity
Source: RefSeq, a predicted model, not a curated record
AUUGAACAUUCAAUGACCUAACCGCCGUAACCGCACGUCUGCAGGAGCAGACCUUCAAUUUUAACACGGGUAUAUUUAGUUUGAAAAGUAUUUGAAGGGUUUUAACAAGUUUUUCGAUAAUUGUAAUAGGAAUACGCAAAAUGGCACUGAAUGUCUUAAGAUGCAAUAUCCAAGUUUGCGGCGUUCGUUCGCUAAAAGAAGUUACCGGCCUUUUAGUUGUAAAAAUGCCUGGGCCUUGCACCGUAACUCGUAACGCUAGUCAGGAGAGUGAUAAAGGAUUUCGAAUUGAAAGUGAUACAUUUGGAGAAAUGAAGGUACCAAAAGAUAAAUAUUACGGUGCACAGACUGUCAGAUCUGUAAUGAAUUUUCCCAUAGGAGAUAGCUUCGAGCGAAUGCCUUUUGGAGUUAUAGUCGCUAUGGGAAUACUGAAAAAGGCCGCAGCCGAAGUGAAUAAGGAAUAUGGAUUAGAUCCCAAAAUUGCCGAUGCUAUCAGUAGAGCUGCUGAUGACGUUAUCAGUGGCAAACUCUAUAACGAUCACUUCCCACUUGUGAUUUGGCAAACUGGGUCUGGUACUCAGUCCAAUAUGAAUACAAACGAGGUUAUUGCAAAUCGUGCUAUUGAAUUAUUGGGUGGAGAGCUUGGUUCAAAGAAACCAGUGCACCCUAAUGAUCACGUGAAUAUGUCACAGAGUUCUAAUGAUACGUUUCCCACUGCGAUGCACAUAUCGGUAGCAUUAGAAAUUAACAAGGUGUUGCUUCCUGGCUUGAAACAGUUACAUCAAGCUCUACACAAAAAGGCUGAGGAAUGGAAAAAUAUAAUAAAAAUUGGCAGAACGCAUACACAGGAUGCAGUUCCUCUAACAUUAGGACAAGAAUUCUCUGGAUAUGCUACACAGAUUGAGUUUGGAAUUCAGAGAGUGCAAGCAACUUUGCCAAGAUUAUACAUGCUUGCUCUUGGUGGUACUGCAGUAGGAACUGGUUUGAAUACAAGAAAAGGAUUUGCCGAAAAGACUGCAGCAAAGAUUGCAAGUUUAACAGGAUACCCAUUUAUUACAGCGCCUAACAAAUUUGAAGCUUUAGCUGCGCACGAUGCCAUGGUCGAAGUACAUGGUGCUCUUAAUACAGUAGCUGUUUCAAUUAUGAAAAUUGCCAAUGAUAUUCGUUUCCUUGGAAGUGGACCACGCUGUGGAUUGGGUGAGUUGUCACUCCCAGAAAAUGAACCCGGAAGUUCAAUUAUGCCUGGUAAGGUGAACCCAACUCAAUGUGAAGCAAUUACUAUGGUGUGUGCUCAAGUUAUGGGAAACAAUGUUGCCACAACUGUUGGAGGCAGUAAUGGACAUUUUGAGCUCAAUGUCUUCAAGCCUGUUAUUGUGGCAAACACAUUGAGAUCGACAAGACUUUUAGGAGAUGCUGCAGUGGCAUUUACAAAGAACUGCGUCUCUGGCAUCGAACCCAAUAUUGACAAUAUCAAGAAAAUUAUGACUGAAAGUUUGAUGCUAGUCACUGCCCUCAAUCCUCAUAUUGGAUAUGAUAAGGCUGCAAAGAUAGCUAAACAAGCUCAUAAAGAAAAGCUAACUUUAAAAGAGUCCGCUAUUAAAAAUGGUGUCACUUCCGAACAAUUUGAUCAGUGGGUAAAACCUGAACAAAUGCUUGGACCUAAGUAAUUAUAUCGAACAUCAGACAAAAUACCUACAAAGUAUCGAAUUUGAUAUCUACGUGAUCACGAUACAGAUCGUGCAAUGGCGAACAUAUUGUACAUUUAUAACUGUUAUGCAACUAUCAACUAAUCGAGAAUUAAUGAGCAAUAAAGGAUGUCUACCUGAAAUAAUGUGUACAUCCUAAAUACAUAUUGCGCCGUAUUAAUAAUAACAGUUUAUUGCUUCAGAUUGGAUGUAAUUUGAAGUUUAGGGUGUAUAAAGUUUAUCUGCGAUUAUCUAUUAAAAAUCAUUAGUUGGAGUUGUGUAAUUCUAUUGUAUUAGAGAUCAGGGAUAAAAGUAAAACGUUGUACGUUGUGUAUCAGGUGAUAUAAAAUGUUAGAAACUUA